AUGUUGAAAUGGAUUGUCUACAUUCUUAUUCCAAUUUCAUUAUCAAUUUUAUAUUAUUUUCCGUUAAUAUGGAGUUUAGCUUAUUUAUUAAUUAUUAGUGUGUGUCUCAUAUUUGGAGUAUUCGCUUUUACAUUGUGGGCUCAUUUAGCUCUGUCUUCGCCACAUCAUACUUCGUUAUUUUUAUUGGAUAAUCUUGAAAAGGAAGUUCGAGUGUUAGAUACCGCAAUACGGGAAGAUCAAAGCAACUCAGUAUAUCUGUCCAAAAAGCCUCACUUGCCUAUUAUAUUCGGAAGAACAGUGGAUACCCAAUUACAAUUAUUAAUUGACUAUUUUUUACGUGAUUUUGUAACACGAUGGAUAAAAGAACUGUCUUAUAAACCAGAACCUGUUAUAGAUAAAUUUAAAGAACAUAUAUGGAGUGCUGUUCAGAGUUUAUAUGAAAGGCUUUUAAAGGUGGAUGCUGAAAAAUUAUUGGCGAAUGAUAUGGUAACAAAGAUAACACAGCAUUUUGAGCGUAUAAGAAUUGCUAAAAGUUGUGCUUUGGAAUUGAACCAAGCACCUGUAUUUGCACUGGCUCCCCACUUAAUAUCCAGUGAUGCUGAACUUCAUUACUUAAGACAAAUAAGUGAACUCAUUAUUAUGUUUCUCAUGCCCCGUUGUUAUUCUUUGGUGCCUGUUGCACACCUUGUGAGAGAAAUUUUGGCAUGCAAAAUUUUACAGCCAGCAAUAGAUCUGUUGACUGAACCAGAUUAUAUUAAUCAAAAGAUAAUACAAUAUCUUGAAGAACAAAAGGAAGUUGAUGCAAUGCAUGUAAAGACUCAUGAGUAUGCUAAAACCUUUGAGGACUAUAUCAGGCUCAUAAAUAACUGUAACAAUGUGGACACGUUAAAACGACUCCGAUAUGAUAUUGUAACACAAAUAAUGCAAGCAACAACACUCCAAAAUGUAAAACGAGCUAAGGGAAUAGAUGUUGAUUUAAUAGAGAAAAGUGGCAAUCAAUCAAACUCAAAUAGACAACAAGUGGCCGAUGCUAAGAAGUUGAAGAGAUACAUUGACCAACUGACUAUAGCUAAGGAAGAAUGUGAAGAAGCAUUAAGAAAGUUAGGCUGGGAUGGUGCCUUCCCAGCCGUGGAAUCUGAUAGCAAGGCAAUGCCCCUACACAAAGUAAUGGAAAGUGUGACAGGUAGAAAGUAUCUAUCAAUGUUUUUAGAAACACUGUGUUCACAAGGACUGGUUGGUUUUUGGUCAGCAGUGGAAGAACUACGUCAUAGUCCACGGAGUAGCUGGCAUCAAUUGGGUGCUGAAAUAUUCUAUACAUAUAUAAGAUCACCGAGUGCAGAAGUUAAAGUUGACAAGGAAACAAGAAAAAGAAUGGAAGCAUUUCUUUUAGGCGAUAAAGGACCAGAGGUAUUUUAUGAAGUCCAAGACACAGUAGUGGAUACAAUUCAAGAAAAAUAUUAUCAUUCUUUUCUACUGAGUGACCAGUACAAAGCUUUAAUUGUCGAAUUAGCUACUGAAGAGGCUAAUAAAGAGCUAUGUUCCGAAAGAUCGCCAAUAGAAGACCGCCAGUUAUCAAACGAUUCGGUCUCAACAGCAGACAGCGCUGGCACCGUUCACCUCACAGAGCACUCGACGUACGCGAGGCGAAAACUCGACCAGUUGCAAGAGAGGCAUAACAAUAAGACACAGGCCCUAGCAGCCCUCCGAGCGUCCCUGAAGCCGGAGUCGCCGGCGCUAGCGAUGCUGGCCAACGAGGUGGAGCGCCUCGCGGGCGAGCAGCUGCGGCUGGAGGCGCACCUCGCGCGCACCGACACCUGGGCCGAGCACCUCGGCCGGUGGCGCGCCACGCUGCACAGCGCUGAGAUCACAGAUGAAUCGAAACCACCACAAUUUGUGAUAGUCGUCCACAUGGCGGAGCAGGAACCCACUAAUGAAGAGAGACCAGAACAGAUAUCCACAGGUUGGGUAUUGCUCAGGACGCUCAAUGAAUUUCAGGAACUUCAUCGAAAACUAAGGCCUAUGUGUUCAGAACUAAAAAAUUUAGAACUGCCAUCAAAUUCUUUUAAGUUUUUAUUCGGAAAGAAUGAUAAGAAUUCAUUGGAUAAAGCGAAGACGUUAAUACAAAAAUAUUUAGAAUUUGUAUUAGAAGAUGAAAGAUUAAACCAAAGCGAAGCUGUAUAUACAUUCCUAAAUCCAAGCUCAGAAUACUUGAAACAAGGUGAUCUGCCAAAGAAAAAUAAAUUUUCUUUUUCAACAUUAUUUAAAAGCACAAGUAGUGAUGCGACGAAUAGAUCGUCUCAAGAGAAGGAAGGCUUCACUCAUUUAUCCGCCGAUGAAGAUGAGAUGUCACUAUACUUAGAUGGAAACGGCGGUGACGGGUAUAAUAAGAAUUCGAAUAAUUCUAUGCGUGGGGCGGGUCCCCUGGCGGAGGAGCGCGACAGCAUCGCGGAGCCGCUGUACGCGCUGCUCAGCGAGGUGUUCGACAUGCGCGGCGUGUUCCGCUGGCUGCGGCGCACGCUCGUCACCUUCGUGCAGAUCACGUACGGCCGGACCAUCAACAGGCAAAUCAAAGAGACGAUAUCGUGGCUAUUCUCAGAGCAAAUGCUGCACUACUACACGAGUAUAGUGCUGAAGUCGUGGUGGCCCGGCGGCGUGCUCAGCGAGACCACUUCCAACCGGAACAUAAGGGACAAGGAGCACACGCGCACGCUGGCGCGCGCGCAGCUGAGCGAGAGCGUGGCGGGCACGCUGUCGUCGCUGGUGGGCGCGCACGCCGCCGCGCGCGGCGCGCACAAGCUCUUCCACACGCUGCAGAACACCACGCACAACAAGCAGCUCUUCUAUGUGAGUACAGCACUCGCUCCUCCCCUGACAGGUUUCCUAUUCGACCCAAUG
Brenthis ino (lesser marbled fritillary) is the source of this 2895-nucleotide messenger RNA. NCBI's taxonomy places the organism in Eukaryota, Metazoa, Arthropoda, Insecta, Lepidoptera, Nymphalidae. The record is from the annotation of a GenBank genome assembly.